Molecule: messenger RNA, 648 nt
Organism: Candidula unifasciata
Lineage: Eukaryota; Metazoa; Mollusca; Gastropoda; Stylommatophora; Geomitridae
Source: the annotation of a GenBank genome assembly
AUGAGGUCCUCGCUGUUUCUGGCUUGUCUGGCUGUGGCUGUAGCAGUCCCUUCUUCUGCGCUGUCUUCAACUCUACAGAAAUAUUUAUGUUUCUACAACGGGAAGUUCACCAACAAGCAAUUCCUGGAGCAGAACCCGGACAGCGGAGCCACCAAAGUCGAAACUCGAGUCACUAGUGUCUACCUAAACAACAUAUCUCAGAACCCCUUCACGUACGUGGAGCAGUCGGACAAUGGGGAGCUAGUGUUGGCGGAGCUUGGAGAGGUCACUGAAGGACCCAAUGAGCGGAUCGAGGUGACUACCUACAACCUCACAAACUACAUCGGCAAGAAGCUAGGCGAGAUCGAAAUCAACGACUUCAGGAACUUGACCAGAGACCAGCUCCAUGGAAACCCCGGCUGCGGCGGUAGUUUGCAGCUGGUCGACGAUUCGCGCUUUGAGGGCGACCUUCCAGACUGUAGACACAUCUCCAGUAGUGGGCUACGUCGAGACUACACCGCCUCUCUGACAUGUGACACCAUCAUUGUUGGAAUUCCCAGGGGCGCAGCGGAGACGGCACCUAAUGGAGAAAUGACGCUAAAGCUUGAAGGAGCUAAAUUCCCAUUGCCCGAUGGAAGUUCUUGUACCUGUGGAAAUACUAGCAGCUAG